This is a messenger RNA of Salpingoeca rosetta, 1683 nucleotides long. Its product is annotated as camk/dcamkl protein kinase. Bases 1 to 1683 code for a protein of 560 amino acids. Lineage: Eukaryota; Choanoflagellata; Craspedida; Salpingoecidae. Gene Ontology annotation, molecular function: ATP binding; protein kinase activity; protein binding. The record is from RefSeq and is a predicted model, not a curated record. Gene Ontology annotation, biological process: protein phosphorylation. The transcript is spliced from 6 exons.
AUGACGCGGGCGAGUGCUGGUUCGGUGUCGUCAUCGUCGUCCCCACAGCUGUUCCGGCCGCUCUCCGCGGAGGCGGUGGCGGAGACAGGUGGCGCGACGGGCGCACUCGAGCAGGCAAGCGCGGGUCUGGCAACAGCAACAGCAGGGGUGGUGCGAGCAGCAAGCACGCAGCACAUACCAGCAGCAGGCCACCACCCUGUUGGUGGCGGUCAGGUGCGCAGUGCGAGUGUGGACACGGUGCCGUUACAGACAUACACGCUCAAACCGCAGCCGCUGUCGUCGCGCCGGCGCGAGAGCUUCUUCACGCCGGAACUCAACGUGAGCAUGGAGGACCUGUUGCAUGCACGCAAGUUUGCCGCUGUUGUCAUCCAGUCCCACUGGCGUGGGUUUUCGGCGCGGCGCAAAUUGCAGCGCGACACCGGACGCAGCUUCCACCGCGCACCCAACCCUGAUUUCGUCAUGCGCACGCGUGCAAUGCGCGCGCGGGAGGCGUUGCCCGACUGCAUGUUUCUGGACGGAAAGGUGUGCGAGGAGGACGAGGUGCUGGGCGAGUUUGAGAUGAUGAACAGGCUUGGCGAUGGCAACUUUGCCGAUGUGGUCAAGUGUCGUCGCCGUUCAACGCGCACCGUGCACGCCGCGAAGAUCAUUCCAAAGUACCGCGUGUACCGACCAGAGACACGCGCCCUGAUGAAGAGUGAGCUGAGCGUGCUGCAGAUUGUGAACCACGGCAACAUCAUCCACAUGCACGACGCGUACGAGACGCGCACGCACGUGUACCUGAUCCUCGAAUUCGUCAACAGCGGCGAUCUCUUUGACAUGAUUGUCAAAGCGGGUCAUUUCUCCGAAGCGGACGCGCGCGCCGUCAUGUACGACAUGUGCAGCGCUCUCCAGUAUCUGCACGCACGUCGCAUCAUCCACAGGGACAUCAAGCCCGAGAACAUCAUGUGUCACCGCCGCCCUGACGGUGGGCAGGUCAUGAAGCUGGUUGACUUUGGCCUGGCCACCAAGGUGACAGGUCCUCUGUUUGAUGUGUGCGGCAGUCCAACGUACAUGGCACCCGAGAUUGCUCUCCGCUCAUCACACGGCUACAACGUGGAGGCAGAUCUGUGGUCGCUCGGUGUUGUCAUGUUUGUCAUGUUUACCGGGUUCCCGCCCUUCAACAUCCCGCUCAACUACGACAAAAUUACGUCUGCGCACUACGGCGAGCCUGAUUUGACGAGUGAGGAGUGGGUGGACGUGACGGAGCAAGCCAAGGAGCUCAUCACACUUCUGUUGCAGCGCAACCCUGACAAGCGCACAUCCGCAAACAGACUGCUGCGCCUCGAGUGGUUCAAGCGCGAGACGCGCGCCCUCGCUGCCCGCCGUCGCCAGUCUGUCAUCCUGAAUCUGCAGCAGUUCAGACCAGAGUCACGCCGCUCGUCACGUGUCUCCAUCGCCACGAUUUCCACAGCCGCCAACCCGUCCUCCCCCGAGCCGCCGACGCCAACCAUCACCACCACACCUGCGGACGAGCUUUGGUCGCUGGCGGCGUCGAGUAACACCAUUGGCAGCAGCGACACGGCACUCCCUUCGCCACAGCUGCUGAUGAAUCUCUCCAAUCGCUCGCAGAUUGCCGGCGUUCUGGCGCAGUUGAGCGAAAUGGAAGCAAUUGAUGAUGACCACGAGGGCGAAUUCGCCUUUUAG